This is a messenger RNA of Toxorhynchites rutilus septentrionalis, 1465 nucleotides long. RefSeq names its product V-type proton ATPase subunit S1 (gene VhaAC45). Lineage: Eukaryota; Metazoa; Arthropoda; Insecta; Diptera; Culicidae. The record is from RefSeq and is a predicted model, not a curated record. The coding region runs from base 188 to 1357 and encodes 389 amino acids. The transcript has 4 exons. Gene Ontology annotation, cellular component: proton-transporting V-type ATPase complex.
ACAGGCAACAGGUAGUUUCCUCUUUACAAUCUAGGCUCCCUAAUUGACAAGAUGAACUGUCAAAACGUGCAAUCCAAUCUUUGUGUCGUCAUUUUAUAUAUUUUCUGGUGUGGGUCACGCGACCAUAGUGUAACAGUAAAACCACAGAGGAGACAGGAAUAAAUAAGUGGUCAAACAAGAGGUAGUCAUGAAAUCGAGUUGUGUCUUCGCAGUGCUGCUUUUAUUGGUAGCAUUGCCUUCCGCUAUUCACGGUACCGAUGUCCCCGUAUUCAUCUGGGGCAAACCAUCUGUCACUUAUGUUCCUGCUUUAUCGAGAUAUGCUACUUCGGAAUUUGGAGCCUUGAUUGAAUCACAAACAGAUGAGCAUACGUUUACGUUGAUUUUUGCAGAGGACCGUCUCUCAACCGAGGAUCUGAGCCAAUGCAAGCUAAAUACUCAAACUUGCUUUCGUAACUUGGCGAAGCUGUCGCGUAAAUCCUAUCUGCCUAAUGUGAACGAGCCAUUGCAAAUUUUCCAGCAGGGAACCAACGAGAUUCAAAGUGUCCAAAUUUCGGCUGAUGGCACUCUCAGCGAACGAAUUGUGCCGAAAGGUGGGGCAAUUGCUGUAGUUAAUUUUGAUGGUGAUGACUUUGCGUCACAUGAUGCGCUUAUCGAUAGCUUAUAUAAUAAGCUACGUGCCGAGUUCGGAAACAUUCUAGCCGUAUACACUGGCAAGACUCCUUCCUUCCGCUACUCCAAACUGAUCCGUCGCACACGGCAAGCCGCACAAGCACCAGAUGUCCCCAAGAUUCUGACUGUCGAAAAUAUCUUCCUUAUGGCUUAUGAAAAGUUCGCCGUGGGUGCUUUCGGUAAAAACCUGUCCGAAGUAACUCUGGAAAAGGCUGAAAAGAAUGACACAGGCAGUUCUGAAACUACCCUGCAAAUUGACAUCAAGGGCGCCAGCGGCCCAAUGCUUUCUCUGAACUUCCUUCUCGCUCAGGGUUCGUGGGAAAUUGUACGAUUAACUUACGACAGUGAGCAGUAUUAUUUGCGCCACAGAGUACACAUAAAUCAACACUUUUCCUAUCACUGCAAUAGCCUCCAGUAUUACACGCACGAUAUGAAAAAGCAAAUUAUCUUCGGGGAAGUCCAAUUGCAGCCGUAUUGGCCAACCGAAGGGAGAAGCGAGUUCAAACGUUUCGGUGAUUCGUGGGACUGUGUUGGUUUCACCAGUCCAGGAAUUCUCACCGGCCUCUUCUUGGUGGCUAUCUUCAUUUUCAUUGGUGCGUAUGGUAUUGUCUGGAUGAUGGAUAUUCGUACGAUGGAUCGCUUUGACGACCCGAAGGGAAAGACCAUUAUUGUUACUGCUGCUGAUUAAGCACGUAAUAUAUCCCACCGACUGGUUCAAUCAGCAUGCCCAUUCCGGUAACGAUCCACCAGUCGUUUCAAGAGAAAAAUAAAUCAUUUCAACAUUACACGGAAGAAA